CUAACAGUUUAAAAGUUAAAAGCCAUCAAUAAUUACUAUUUCACUCAGAGCGUAUAUCGACACCAGAAACUGUAGCCAUAUUUAUAUAUAAAGAAUCUUUAGAAAGGCAAAAUGGCAAGUGGAAUGCCAAGAUCUAUUAGACAUAUUUCCACCGGUGCCGGUGAUGGUGUCUCCAUCAAUCUCAACUCACUGCUGCAUAUGGCACAACUCCUAGCAUCUUCAUCUAUGUCUGCAUCUUCAUCUGCAUCACAAAUACGAGCUGUCGGAUGCCACACUGGACGAGUCUUUUCAACCUGUGCAAUGCAAGCAUCACCUGGGAGUUUGGUGUCGGGUUUUAUUGAUUUCGCUCAAAAUGUUAAUGCCAGAUGUGAGCCACUGGGUAAUUUAGAGAUAAAGGUUGAAUUAAGUGGUUUAACGAACAAUGAUAAUAUAGUGAAACAUGGUUUACAUGUACACCAACUUGGUGACCUAUCUAAUGGUUGUACUAGUACUGGUAGUCAUUACAAUCCAUUAAAUAGUCAACAUGGAGCACCAAAUAGUCAGAUUAGACACGUCGGAGAUCUAGGUAAUGUUCGUGAAGAUGGUUUUGGUAAUAUAAGAGCAAUUCUCUCGGAUUCUAUGGCAUCCUUGGUAGGACCGUAUUCUAUUAACGGUCGUGCUAUGGUGCUACAUGCUAAUGAAGAUGAUUUAGGACGAGGUGGUAACAGUGGUAGUACUACGACUGGUAAUGCUGGUGGUAGAUUAGGUUGCUGUGUCAUAGGCCAUUCUGAUGGUUCAAGAUGGCAAGGUGCUAACAGACGACAAACAAUAGCAGUUAGACAAGAGGACCUUUGGUCCAAAAAAUAAAAACAUUAUAGACUCCGGUAGAAUGGAUAUACCGUAGCAAAAAUAGUAUAUAAUUUUAACUAACAUGAAUUCAUGGAUACUUAAUAAUAUUAAACAUAGUGUAUCUCUUAUGUAUUUCGGAAGUAAAGUUGUGCUGAAACA
This is a messenger RNA of Patella vulgata (common limpet), 987 nucleotides long. RefSeq lists its product as uncharacterized. The transcript is spliced from 6 exons. Gene Ontology annotation, biological process: removal of superoxide radicals. Gene Ontology annotation, molecular function: copper ion binding; superoxide dismutase activity. The record is from RefSeq and is a predicted model, not a curated record. NCBI's taxonomy places the organism in Eukaryota, Metazoa, Mollusca, Gastropoda, Patellidae. The coding region runs from base 112 to 846 and encodes 244 amino acids.